GUAAACUGUAGAGACCAUCAGUCUCAGUCGAACCGCGAGCAACUGCAAACGCGCCACUACUCAGUCGCGAUACUCCGCGGGCAGUGUGAUUGACCGACCGACCGCCUGGCGCCGCGCCGGUUGACCUAUAUUUAUCGGAAAUCUACGGAUUGAUAUCUUAGACCGGCGAAAUUUGCCAAUUCAUCGUUAUUAUCUACAAAUUCUACCGCGUGAAAGUGAAAAGGUGUGGACCCAUUUGUGCGUGGGGGAUGAGAUGACGAAUCGUUUGAACAUCGAUGAAUGGUAUACAAUGAAUUUGUGACAAAAAAAAUACGAUUGUGCACAACCAACAAUGAUCAACGGAAAAAAGCGCAAUCAGUAACAGUCAGUGGUAGAAUUCAAACGUUCAGUGACUAAUCCCUAAUUCGCGCCAGCACAAAAAUAAGUGCAAAAAUCCCACCGAGAAAAAAAGAAGCCACCGCGCACCGUUUCACCGUUCCGGUUUGGUGCAUGUUAUCCACGGAUCCAGCUGAUGGAUAGCUCGCGGAAGCCGGAAAAGAAGAAUCCCCGCAAAGGGGCAUUCUUCCUGUCGCAGCUGCUGUACGGUUGGCUGUUGCCGCUGUUCUUCAGAGGAUGCCGCCGAGGGCUCGGCAAGGACGAUCUCACCAAGUGCCUGAAGGAAGACAAAUCGGAAGAUCUGGGCGACCGAUUGGAAGAACAGUGGGAAAAGGAAAUUGUUCGAGCCCGGAGGAAAAACCGCCCACCUCGACUUCGUGAUGCUCUCUUUCGCACAUUUUACAAACAAUGCAUCUUCGACGGCUUCCUAGUGUUUUGUUUCGUAUUGAUCAAAACGAUUCUACCGCUGGUCCUGGCACAACUCCUGAUCCAAUUCCAAGCCCCGCUGAACGUAACGCAUCUGACCACACCAAGCAGUAAUACGACUGUGACAACGCCUUCCGUUCCAGAUGUCUUCCUCACAACAACGCUACAUUUUCUACAAGGCCACGACUCGAAUGAAACUGAUGAUAAUACCGACCGGGUACGCCGCAGCAUUGCUGACGGAAAACAUUCAGUCGGCCAGAACCAUCUCAAAACGGACGACUACAGGGAUGAUGAUUACAGUGUCAGCCGCGAUGAGGGAUACGAUGACCUCGAAGAGGAGGACGGCCCCACCAAAGAGCGGAAGCUGACAAGCGCAGGCGACUUUAUCGAAUACGCGUGGAACGAUGCUCACUGGCUGGCGGGGUUGUUGGUACUGCUCACACUGCUGGGAUGCUUCUGUAAUCAUCAUUCCGAUCUGAGGCAGAGAUUGGUUGGUGCCCGGAUGAGAAUCGCUUGCUGUUCGGCAAUCUACCGGAAGACGCUGCGUAUGUCGAAGAAAGCAGCCGGACAAACACCAGCGGGGUAUCUGAUCAAUCUGUUGUCCAACGAUGUUAGUCGAUUGGAUUACGGUUUCAUAUUCCUGCAUUACGUCUGGGUGUUGCCGUUCCAGGCAGUACUUACUUGUUACCUUAUUUGGAGGCAAGUUCAAUGGGCGGCAGUUGUCGGAGUCGUUGGUCUUCUACUGAAGACCAUCCCGGUACAAACGGGACUUGGGAGACUACAAUCGGUUCUUCGUAUGCGCGUAGCCAAGCGAACCGAUCAACGCGUGGGUAUCAUGAAUGAGCUGAUCCAAGGUAUCCAAGUGAUCAAAAUGUACGCUUGGGAGAAACCGUUUCACACGGUUGUGUCGUUGGCCCGUAAGAAGGAAGUCCGUCAGAUCCGGUGGGCGUCGUAUAUCCGUGGCAUCUAUCUCAGUACGAUGAUGUUCACUGAGCGAUCUACACUCUUCAUAGCGAUCGCAACUUGCUAUUUUGAGGGUCGUCCGAUCACUGCCGAUAUUGUCUUUCCAAUGGCGCAGUUCUUCAAUAUUCUACAACUGACGGCGGCAAUUUUUUAUCCAUUGGCCGUUUCGCUUGGCGCUGAAGCAUUGGUUUCAAUCGAUAGAAUUCAAGAGUUCCUCGGAAUGGAGGAACAGGACAAAAAGAUGACCGGUUUGAAGAAGAACGACAACGAACUGGUGAAAGUGAGCCCCACGGUAGCCGUAGAGUUCAACAAUGUCUCCGCUAGUUGGGAGAACGACAAGGACAGAACCUUGAAGGACUUGAGCCUAUCAGCCAAAACUGGCCAACUGCUGGCAGUUAUCGGACCCGUUGGUGCUGGUAAAAGCUCUCUACUUCAGUUGAUUCUGGGCGAAUUACCCAUACUGAACGGAACGGUAAACAUCAACGGAGAAGUUUCGUACGGAUGUCAGGAACCGUGGCUGUUUACGGGAACAGUUCGGAGUAACAUCCUGUUCGGUCUAACUUAUGAUCGGAAACGUUACCAGGAGGUUGUGAAACAUUGUGCCUUACUGACGGACUUUGAGCAGCUCCCGGAUGGAGAUAAGACGGUUGUAGGCGAACGCGGAACUUCGCUUUCUGGUGGACAACGCGCUAGGGUGAACUUGGCACGUGCUGUUUAUAAGAAUGCUAACAUCUACUUGCUGGAUGAUCCACUCAGCGCAGUCGAUACGCACGUUGGGCGCCACCUGUUUGAUGAAGUUAUGGGCCCACGAGGUUACUUGGCGAAACAACAUGCGACCAGGAUACUGGUGACCCACCAGGUUCACUUCCUGAAGGAAGCCGAUUGGAUUGUAAUUAUUGAUAAUGGAAAAAUACUAAUGCAAGGAACAUAUCAGGAGCUGUCCAACAGUGAUCUAGAUUUUGGAAAACUGAUGGGAUCUUCCGAGGAGACCGCCGACAGCUUGGAGGAAGACGAGUUGGAAGAAGUGGCAGAUGAAGAAAUUCCCUUCAUAGACGGAGUGAAGUCCGAGAGUCACAGGUUGCUUAAGAGUAGUACCUCCGUGGGAGCACGAGGUUCGAUGUCUUGUGCUUCCAGCGUUGCCGAAGAUCUUGGUCGCACCGUGAACGAAGAUCAAGCCGAAGGUACCCUAGCUCUGAGGGUGUGGACUACGUACUUCCUAGCUGGAGGAAACGUCUGCAUUAUUCUGUUCACAGCGUUUAUGCUCAUUUUCUCGCAAGUAGUGGUCAGUGGGUCGGAUUACUUCGUAACUUACUGGACACGCCAAGAAGAACGUCGCAUUCGUGACCUGCCGGUGGACUACACCACUGAAGAUCUGCUCAUAUCCUACGGGAUCAUCAUAAUCGGAGUGGUCACGUUUACCAUCUACCGAGGAUAUCUGUUCUUCAAUAUAUGCAUGAAGGCAUCGCGAACUCUGCACGAUCGUAUGUUUGCAAAGAUCCUCGCAGCUCCGAUGAGAUUUUUCGACACAAAUCCGUCGGGACGUAUAUUGAAUCGCUUUUCCAAAGAUAUGGGUGCCAUUGAUGAAUUGCUACCGAAAGCAAUCAUGGAUGCCGUACAGGUGCUGCUGGUGAUGGUCGGAAUUCUGCUAGUGAUCGCCAUGAUGAAUCCUAUUCUGCUGUUGGCACUUUUGGGAGCGAUCGUUUUGUUUGCAGUAGUGUUGAAGCUGUACCUACGACCUACACAGGACCUCAAACGAUUGGAAGGAAUCACGCGAAGUCCCGUCUUUUCGCAUCUGUCGGCGACUUUAACCGGACUUUCAACGAUUCGAGCAAAUGCUGCUCAACAGAAGAUCACCCAAGAGUUCGACGCACUACAGAACGUGCACUCUGCUGUUUGGCAACUGACCAUGUCCAGCAAUGCUGCUUUGGGAUUGUGGUUGGAUUGCAUCAGUACGGCGUUUGUCGCUUGUGUUACAUUCAGCUUUAUUGUGAUGCACGGAGAAACGUUCAGCGCCAACGUCGGUUUGGCCAUCUCCCAGGCAAUGAUUCUCACCGGUAUGGUUCAGUACGGUAUUCGUCAAACAGCGGAAUCAAUCCAGCAAAUGACUUCGGUCGAACGCGUGAUUCAGUACACAGAGAUCCCAUCGGAGAAUGAUCCACCGAAGGUACCGCCAAGCGAUUGGCCUUGGCGUGGUCAAAUAGAGUUCCGGGACAUGUCGUUGCGGUACGAUGCAAGCAGUGCUCCCGUGUUGAAGCAUCUAGAUCUAACUAUUGCGUCCACCUGGAAGGUUGGUAUUGUCGGACGAACCGGUGCCGGGAAGUCAUCCUUGAUAGGCGCCUUGUUCCGACUGGCACCCAUUGAGGGAAGAAUACUCAUUGAUGGUAUCGAUACGGGUGUAGUGUCGUUGGAGUCACUGCGAUCGAAGAUCUCUAUUAUACCUCAGGAUCCAGUGUUGUUUAGCGCCACAAUUCGGUACAAUCUGGAUCCCUUUAAUCUGUACGACGACGACAGUCUCUGGACAGCGAUCAACGAAGUUGAACUAAGAUCGGCUAUUAGCGGUUUGGAUUACAUGGUAACUGAAAGCGGUUCAAACUUCAGCGUGGGGCAGAGACAGUUGAUCUGUCUAGCAAGAGCCAUCCUUAGAAAUAACAAAGUCUUGGUGUUGGACGAAGCCACUGCUAACGUUGAUCCUCAAACCGACGCCCUCAUCCAAAAGACAAUCAGAGAAAAGUUCAAGCAGUGCACGGUUUUGACCGUUGCCCAUCGACUGCACACCGUCAUGGAUUCGGACCGGAUCCUGGUGAUGGACGCGGGUGAGGCACGCGAGUUCGACGUGCCGCACAUUCUCCUUCAACAGGAGGGAGGCAUCCUGAGGGACAUGGUGGAAGCCACCGGUCCAUCCGAAUCUGAAUCUCUCAAACGUAUUGCGGCGGAAACGUACGCUGCAAUGGAUCCCAACCGGCAUCUACUGAACGGCCUGCCGAAUCCUUGGCGUUUUAGCAAGGAAGGUCAAUAAGCAAGAGAUUUCAUUAUUUUUUAUAAACUUCUUUUACCUCUAAAAGUGUAAAAUUGAACCAAAUUUUAUAGGGAGAAGCAGAAAGAAAAUUUAAUAGUGAUUAAGUUUCUCGAUAAAAUAUUUACAUUGAUUCAAUGUAAAAAAAUAUAAAUUUAGUGCGAUGAGCAAUAAAUGAACUGUUCCUCGAAAUAAACAACAUUUUAGUUUCAAAAAA
Aedes albopictus (Asian tiger mosquito) is the source of this 4994-nucleotide messenger RNA. It is a transcript of the gene Cftr, whose product is annotated as ATP-binding cassette sub-family C member 4. The record is from RefSeq and is a predicted model, not a curated record. Lineage: Eukaryota; Metazoa; Arthropoda; Insecta; Diptera; Culicidae. Gene Ontology annotation, biological process: transmembrane transport. The coding region runs from base 512 to 4780 and encodes 1422 amino acids. Gene Ontology annotation, molecular function: ATP binding; ABC-type transporter activity; ATP hydrolysis activity. The transcript has 11 exons. Gene Ontology annotation, cellular component: membrane.